Molecule: messenger RNA, 2431 nt
Organism: Brienomyrus brachyistius
Lineage: Eukaryota; Metazoa; Chordata; Actinopteri; Osteoglossiformes; Mormyridae
Gene: kif2c
Product: kinesin family member 2C
Exons: 22
Coding region: 143-2248 (701 amino acids)
Biological process (GO): microtubule-based movement
Molecular function (GO): ATP binding; microtubule binding; microtubule motor activity
Source: RefSeq, a predicted model, not a curated record
UCCUCUGACGUACUUCCGCUAUCGUUUGAAAGUUUGGCGGUUAGCUUAAAAUACGCAAACUGUCAUUAGCGGCUCUUGUUUUGUCUGGGACACUGAGCUUUGGCAGUUUAAAGGUUUUAUUUGUAUAACACAGCUGAUAAUCAUGGAUGCUUCCAUUGCGGAACUUAUAACUAUCGGCCUCUCCGUUAACAUUUGCCGCAGUGAUGGACGAGUCCAUGCCGCCAGCGUAAAGGCCGUCCACCAGAUGAAGAGUGCCGUGUCCGUGGAGUGGAUUGAGAACUCCGCUACCAAAGGCAAAGAUGUGGAAUUCGGGGAGCUGUGGAGUCUCAACAAAGAGCUGUUUGAAUACCUGAAGUCUUGCAGCCAGGAGGAUCCUGCUCCGUCCAGACGACAUAAGGCUGAAGGUGUGCGCCGUGAGACCCGAAUCCCUGCUCCCUCAGACUCUUCCAAUGGUGCAGCAGAAUUGUCAGCUUCCGUUCGCAGGAAAUCUGCACGGCGAACCUGCCUGCUGCCUGUGGCUGUUUCUCAGCCCAGUAACACGGAUCAUGGUGCCUUAUCUCCAGAGGUGCCUAAACCCUCCUCCUCAAAUGGCUCAGGUGCAGCAAGCCGAGAGCUGAGGAAGAAGGGUCUGGCAAAGCAGGCUCCGGCCCUUUCUCAGGUGACCGAGGAGGAUGCAGAGAGGCAGGGGUCGUGGGAGGAGGCGCGGGGUGGCCCUGCGCUGACUGCAGCCAGACGCAGGUCAGUGGUAUCAGCUGAAGCUGAAAGAACACGGAACAAACGGGAGGCGACCCAGGCGAGGGGCAUAGAAACACAGGCCAAACGGGGCAAGGACGGCGAUAUGCAUCGUCCAAACUGGCAGUUCUAUAAGAUGAUAGAGGAGUACAGAGAGAGCAUGGAGGUGGUGCCCAUCUCAGAGUCUGUACCUGUUGAGCCUCAUAGGAUCUGCGUCUGUGUUCGCAAGCGUCCACUCAGCGGGCAAGAGGUGACUCGGAAGGAGAUUGAUGUGGUGUCCGUGCCUGGAAGGGGGGUGCUGCUGGUCCAUGAGCCCAAGCAGAAAGUGGACCUCACAAAAUACCUGGAGAACCAGGCCUUCCGCUUUGACUACUCCUUCGAUGAAACUGCGACAAACGAUAUUGUGUACAGGUUUACUGCCAAACCCCUCGUUCGCACCAUUUUCGAAGGGGGGAUGGCUACAUGCUUUGCUUACGGACAGACGGGAAGUGGGAAGACGCACACGAUGGGGGGGGAUUUCGCCGGGAAAAAGCAGAAGAGCUCGAAAGGGAUCUAUGCGCUGGCAGCACAGGACGUGUUUGCUCUUCUCAGCCAGAAGAAAUACUCCAGCAUGGCUCUCGACCCCUAUGUCUCAUUCUUUGAGAUCUACAACGGCAAGGUUUUUGAUUUGCUCAACAAAAAGGCGAAGCUGAGGGUCCUUGAAGAUGGUCAACAGCAAGUGCAGGUGGUCGGCCUGCAGGAAAUGCCCAUUUCAUGUGCCAAUGAUGUCAUCAAGAUGAUUGACGUGGGCAGUGCAUGCAGGACAUCUGGGCAGACCUUUGCCAACUCCAACUCCUCGCGCUCCCAUGCGGUGCUGCAGAUCAUCCUGCGCUGUAGGAACAGGCUGCAUGGGAAGUUCUCCCUGGUGGAUCUCGCAGGUAACGAGCGAGGUACUGAUAUAAGCAGCAGCGACCGGCAGACCCUGGGGGAGACCGCUGAGAUCAACUGCAGCCUCCUGGCCUUGAAGGAGUGCAUCCGCUCCCUGGGCCGGAACAGCAAGCACAUCCCUUUCAGGAUGAGCACGCUCACACAGGUGCUCCGCGACUCCUUCAUCGGCGAGAACUCGAAGACCUGCAUGAUUGCCAUGAUUUCCCCCGGGAUGGUGUCCUGUGACUACACGCUAAACACACUGCGUUAUGCAGACAGGGUGAAGGAGCUCAAUGGCACCUUGGAUUCUGAGAGAGAGACGAUGGCGGCCAUGGAGGACUCCAUCCUGUCUGAGGACUCCUCCAGUAAUAUGGCUGGCAUCUUUGAAGCGAUAUCCUUGGCCUCUCAGGUGAAGGAAAAGGUGUAUGAGGAACUACAGCGAAGUUCUAAAAUCAUGAAGAUAUUGGAGGAGCUGUCUUAUGACGAAGUGGCUGGUAUGGCAGAGAUUGUGGACCAUGGAAAAAGGUUGCAAGAAUUGGUGGUGCUGCUGCAGUCUGCUUUCGAGCGAGAGAGGCUGGCCCGACUGGGCCAGGACACAGGUGCCCUCUAGGCCGUGGGAGCUAGCCUGCUGCCUCCACAUUUCCCUGAAAGGGUCACUGGCUGCUUGUGUCCUCCUCUGACUCCAUUAUGAUGUUUUUCCCCACAUGUACAUGGGAUCAGCUUUCUGUCCUUAAACAUUUAAGAGAAUUUGAACUUUAAAAUUUAACAUGUAAAAUAAAGGCUUUUUACUUGC